Orbilia oligospora ATCC 24927 is the source of this 1518-nucleotide messenger RNA. RefSeq lists its product as uncharacterized. NCBI's taxonomy places the organism in Eukaryota, Fungi, Ascomycota, Orbiliomycetes, Orbiliales, Orbiliaceae. The transcript has 6 exons. The coding region runs from base 1 to 1518 and encodes 505 amino acids. Gene Ontology annotation, molecular function: heme binding; monooxygenase activity; oxidoreductase activity, acting on paired donors, with incorporation or reduction of molecular oxygen. The record is from RefSeq and is a predicted model, not a curated record.
AUGAUUCUCUUGAAUUUCAUAUCCUCCGAAAUCGAUACCUCGCGGUUCGUCGCUGUUACAGCUGUACUUGCGAUAGGAUACUUCCUGGCGAAUGCAAUAUACCAAUUGUAUUUCUCUCCGCUUUCUAAAGUACCAGGGCCAUGGUAUGCGGCAAUAUCUCCAAUCUUCUUCAUAAUCGUAUCUCUAAAGGGGAACGCGGUUUAUACUUGGGAACUAUUACAUGUGAAGUACGGCAAGAUUCUGAAGCCGACAUGUAUAUUUCAUACGAAAGGGCCUUACUUACGUGUCUCCCCGACUUCCGUUAUGGUUGCCGACCGCGAACCCGCCUUGAAAGUACACUCUCCGAACGACGUAUUUCCAAAAGGUCCAUGGUACACCAAUGCGAUGGCAUCUGAGUCUAUACUUACCAUCAGGGAUCACCAAAAAUAUAAAACUCGACGAAAAGCGUUUGGUUCUGGAUUUUCCAAAUCAAAUAUGGCACUCCUAGAGCCGGUAGUACGCAAAAAAGCUGAGCUCUGCUUCAAAAAAAUCGGCAAGCAUUUUGAUAAUGGCGAUAUUGUGGAUGUCAAACCAUGGUUGUAUUGGAUGGCUGCGGAUAUUGUUGGGGAGUUAUGCUUCGGGAAAGAUUUUGGGAUGCUUGAAAACGAAGCUGAAAACCUGCUUGUUAGGGACUGCCUCAACUUUACCCUCGUAGCUGGGAUUCAGGCCCAGGCACCCUUUACUAAAUACAUUAUCUGGCUCUUGUCCGAAGCGCUUGCAGACCUCCAACACGAAGUUCAAAACUGCAAGGACGGGAAUCCACGUCCAAGCCUGUUUUCACAUCUCCUAAAAGAUGUCGAUAAUCCUAAUGCAAAAUAUAAAGUGAAUAUAACAGAGCUGAGGAAUGAGUCGACACUGUUCAUCCUGGCUGGGACAGAUACUACAGCAACGGUGGCAACCUUUCUCGCAUGGGAUCUGUUCAGAAAUGCUGAUAUCCGACAGAAAGUAAUCGUUGAGCUAAAGGAAAUUGGGUGGACCCAAGGCGACAAUGAUGAUGGGAUUACAGAUGAAAAGCUUCAAACUCUACCCUACCUUGGAUAUUUGUUACGGGAAGCACUUCGGCUUUACACCCCGGCACAUACUGGAUUCCCCCGCGUGGUUCCCGAGAACGGACGAUACCUCGGUCCACAUUUCCUUCCUGCGGGAACUGAAUGCCUCCUUCCGGUGUAUACCUUGCACAGAGAUCCAAACAUCUUCGAUGAACCAUUCGCGUUUAAACCAGAGAGAUGGCUCAAUCCUAGUAGAGAAAUGGAAUCCGUCAUAAUGGCUUUCGGUGGAGCCUCUAGAGUUUGCACGGGUCAGCAUUUAGCAAUGAUGGAGCUUCGCCUUUCUGUUGCCAUGAUGCUCAAGUAUUGGGGCAAUGCAGAACUUGCGGACUCGUGCACAGACGAGAGUAUGGAAAUUGUGGAGAGAUUUCUCAUUCAUCCUAAAGGCAACAAACUUGAAAUACAGAAUAAAAAAAUCACAUUAGAGAAUUAA